AUGCCCCCGUCCCUGCCUACUCACCAUCACAGCUCACAUCUCCUACCCCUGCCCCCUGUCCCCGCUCUCACAAUAUCUUCACUCAUCACAGCAGUCACACUCCUACCCCUGCCCCUGUCCCUGCCUACUACCAUCACAGUCACACUCCUACUCCCAUCUGCCCCCUGUCCCUGCCCUACCACUCAUCACAGUCACACUCCUACCCCUGCCCCUGUCCCUGCUCUUACUACCAUCACAGUCAGGCUUCCUACCUCUGCCCCCCUUGUCCCCGCUCUACCACCAUCACAGUCACACUCCUACCCCCUGCCCCUGUCCCUGCCUUACCACCAUCACAGUCACACUCCUACCUAUGCCCCCGUCCCCUGCUCUACCACCAUCACAGUCACGCUCCCACCCCUGCCCCUGUCCCGCCUCAACACCAUCACAGUCACAUCCUCACACCCUGCCCCUGUCCCUGCCCUACUACCAUCAGCCACAGUCACACCCUACCCCCUGCCCCCUGUCCCUGCCUACCACCAUCACAGUCACACUCCUACCCAUGCCCCCUGUCCCUCACCACCUGCUCACACACCAACCCUGCCCCUGUCCCCUGCCCUAACACCAUCACAGUCACACUCCUACCCCUGCUCCCCUGUCCCUGCUCUACCACCAUCACAGUCACACUCUACCCCUGCCCCCUGUCCCUGCUCUUACUACCAUCACAGUCACACUCCUACCCCUGCCCCUGUCCCUGCCUAA
Haliotis rubra (blacklip abalone) is the source of this 738-nucleotide messenger RNA. RefSeq names its product extensin-like. The transcript has a single exon. The record is from RefSeq and is a predicted model, not a curated record. Lineage: Eukaryota; Metazoa; Mollusca; Gastropoda; Lepetellida; Haliotidae. The coding region runs from base 1 to 738 and encodes 245 amino acids.